GGCGUCGCUCUACCCCUGCGCCUCUCUAUGGUUCAACCCGGCGUGGUCUGCGCUGUAAGGGGUCCCAGUUUCAUUUCACACCGGAAGUAUCCGCGCGGACCCGCGGUGGGUUUCUCUGACCUUUCCUAUCUCUUUAGACCCCCCGUCCCACGGUGAUGCGCGUAGCCCCGAGCGUGUGAAUCUGGGGAGGGCAAACGGAGCCUCGUUUCCUUCCAGAGGAACUAGCAAAGCCCCCCAUAAGAAGACAUUAAGAAAGCAGCAGAAAUGUUGCGUAGGCCUCUACUGCAGGUGAUGCGCCAGUUUGUGAGGCACGAGUCUGAGUCGAUGGCACUGCCUUUAGUCCUUGAAAGAUCCUUGAAUCGUAUCCAGUUACUUGGCCGUGUAGGACAGGAUCCUGUCAUGAGGCAAGUUGAAGGCAAAAACCCGGUCACCAUCUUCAGCCUUGCAACCAACGAGAUGUGGCGAUCGGGAGAAAGUGAAUCAUUCCAGGGAGGUGAUAUUACACAGAAGACAACAUGGCACAGGAUCUCUGUGUUCAGGCCGGGGCUAAGAGAUGUGGCGUAUCAGUAUGUGAAGAAGGGUGCUCGGAUCUAUGUGGAAGGGAAGAUAGACUACGGCGAGUACGUAGACAAGAACAACGUAAGGCGGCAAGCCACAACAAUCAUUGCAGAUAACAUUAUUUUCCUGAGCGACCUUCUUAAAGAAAAGGAAUGAGCGGUCUGUCCUGGGACCGGGUUUUCAGCUGUUCCUUUUUUUCUGCUUCUUUUGGUAGCAUUUCCUAAUUCUGAAAUCAUGUGUCUGCCUAUAGUUUCUUUUCCAUGAUUAAAAAUAACCUUUUGUACAAAUAAG
Molecule: messenger RNA, 849 nt
Organism: Lacerta agilis (Sand lizard)
Lineage: Eukaryota; Metazoa; Chordata; Lepidosauria; Squamata; Lacertidae
Gene: SSBP1
Product: single stranded DNA binding protein 1
Exons: 7
Coding region: 265-714 (149 amino acids)
Biological process (GO): mitochondrial DNA replication; positive regulation of helicase activity
Cellular component (GO): mitochondrial nucleoid
Molecular function (GO): single-stranded DNA binding
Source: RefSeq, a predicted model, not a curated record